Messenger RNA from Acanthaster planci (crown-of-thorns starfish), 2261 nucleotides. RefSeq names its product inversin-like. Lineage: Eukaryota; Metazoa; Echinodermata; Asteroidea; Valvatida; Acanthasteridae. Gene Ontology annotation, cellular component: nucleus. Gene Ontology annotation, molecular function: protein binding. The record is from RefSeq and is a predicted model, not a curated record.
UUCAGGUGAUAAACAACAAUGGGGUGACAUCACACAAGUCCAGGCCUGUUGUGUUGACAUUUUGUCAAAACCGAAUACCCGUCAUGAUGCGUCAUAUGCGUCAUGCCCCAGUGUAUUGAUGUAAAAUCCACCAUUUUCAUUCAAGAACUUCUAACAUUUAUGUCUCCGAAAUAAGCAUACAACUCAAGGUACAAUGUAUGUUUGCAGGAAUUUAGGGGCGUUUGUAUCCUCGGAUAUAGGGCGUAAUUCACCCACAAUCAAAAGUAGACGAAGUUUUUCCUUCCUGAUAAACAACAACAGUUGCUGUCAUGUCUCAACUUGCCUGUGACCUCAGGGUUCCAAUUCAAUGAGCAGGGAAAGAAAACAAACACAGCUGGCAUUUUCUGUUUUGCAAAUCGAGGGAAUGCCCCAGAAUUUGCAUUGUGCAUUGUCGAUCCUGACACUGCCAACUUUGUGACGCUUGUUUAAAAUCCAAACGAGUUGUCGACUGAAAAAACUUUAUCCCGCGCUCAAGCCUGGUUGGACAUUCACUUGCGAUCCUCGGUGAACCACUCGCAAUUCUCCGUCUAAGUUAGAAGUCUUCCUUAGCAAGGAGUCUGGUUGCUUGGCGAUUUGGUCUCCAGCAUGGACAUUUCUCAUGUCAUUAUGCCUUUUGGAUCACCAGCGCGGUCAGAUUUUACGCGCGCACGAGACAGGCGGGAUUCAAGUUUAUCCUGGUGGGAAAGCGAAGAAGUGGACUUGGCUCAAGUCAGACCGCACUCAGAUCCGUUCGCAAAGUUGUCAGAAGUCAUUUGUAAAUCCACGGGCCAAUCACGAAUUCCAGGAAUGGUUUCUCCUGUUUCAAGACCUCUUCAGCUGCAGAUUGUCUUCAAAGGCUACCUUAUAGAUGUGGCGAUGAUCGCCGCUAACGCCCCACGUCAACUAUCAGCUGCGACACUCCAGGACGAAUUCACGCGGGCCGCAGCCAACGGGGAUAUGGAACAACUUCUUGAGCUGAAGGGUAUAGCCAACGUGGACAUCAACGGACAGAAUAAAUACGGUCGGAGUGCAAUACAGGUCAUGACGAUGGCCAUACCCGAAGUUGCCGAGUUCUUGCUUAAGUCGGGCGCCGAUCCCAACGUCCGCGAUCGGGACGUGGGCCGCACACCGCUACACGACGCGGCCGAGCACGGGCACGAAGACACGGUGCGGUUGUUGCUGAAGCACGGCGCGGAUCCGCUGGUGAGGGACAUGAGGGGCGACACCCCGGCACAUUUGGCCGCGGUGGAGGGCCGCCCACCUCAGAUUUUGGAAUUGUUAUCAAGAGGCUGUUCAAUGUGGGAAAGGAACAAUGCUGGGCGAACUCCCUUGGACGAGGCAGAUAGAAACGAACGGCGCGAAACAAAGCGAUGGAUCCAAAAUUACCACAGUUCGGGGAAAGGUACCGCGUUGAAGCAUUUAUGUAGACUAGCCAUCCAUCGCGUUCUAGGGACGCAGCGCUUGCCCCGAGUCCGUGAACUCAUCGGCUCUACACUGCCGAAAGCUCUUGUUGAAUAUUUGGAGAUGGCCAGAUAAGACUGAAAAAAAAGACUCUUUUAUAUAUAAAAAAUCACAGGAAAGGAGCUUCAUCGUUUAUAGAAAACCUUGGACCUACACUUGUUUAUAUAUUUGUACAGCUUGGCCUUUAUAAAGUUUAUGCGUGCUGAAUUUUGAUGUACAAUGUUAUUGAACACGAUGAAACAACAGCAGCCGUGUAUUGGUUUUUAACCAAGACGCUUUAGAAGUGAGGUUUUCAUACGACAGAAAAUAAUAAUACAAUGUAGUCUGGUAUCGGGGUUGGGCUAACGAUUGUAUGCAUGGAGGAGAGGUUAUAUAUUAUAUAGUAUAUUAUAUAGUUUCCUCAUUUUCCCUGACAGGCAGUGCACUAUAAGUUGAAGCAGUGUUGGCAUGGAUACAUGAUGUAGUAUACAUGUAAAUAUGGUGAUUGUGGACAAUAACAUGACUAUGUAAUGUAACAUGCACGCGUAUGAGAGGGGGAAAUGGUCAGUGUAUUUAAUUGUUACUGUGCAAUGGAAUAUAUAUUACUGUUCAUAUUCAGAAUUAGCAUUUUAAAAAAUUAAUACACGGGCAAUACGCUUGGAUAUUUUUUAAACUAUUUCAAAUAGAAAUGUUUUGUAAAUGUGUUGAAAUUUUAAGGGACAUUGUAGUUUGAACUAUAAACAUAUCGGCUGAAUUGAUGACGUUUAUAAACAAAUAAAUAUAACUGCUAAACUGUGAAAUGA